AUUAAAUAUAUAAUGUGUAUUUUUUGAAAAAGUAUAACUAGAUCCCUAUAAUGAGACCCAUAACUUGGGGUACCUAUAAUUUCCGACCUAGUAGCCCGGAGGUUUUUCCUCACACCCAUUUCAACUGGGACUGCUCAUAAGGUGUUCAGUUUCCCCGACGCGAAUACAUCAAAUUGUUAGUGCUCUCGUUUUCCAAAAUUAUUCGUAGAAAAAUAGAUUCAGAAAAUUUUUCCUGCAUUCACACUCCCAAGCAUCAGCCAAAUUCUCAAUACGUGCAAAUUGAUCGCGCCGUUCUGACCACCACCAAUCUCCAGCCAUGGCCAGCUCCAAUGUCUCGGACUGGGAUGAGCCACUGCCCACGUCGACGGACUCGCUGCCCGAGGAGGAGGAUCCGGAUGUGUGCGCCGAGGAAAACGUGAAGAAGCGUCAGGAGGAGAACCUGGCCAAGCUGCAGUCCUACGUGCGCCGCAUGGCCUACCAGCCGGCCAUGCCGCCCAAGGUGAAGCCCUACGAUGUGGCCCUGUCCAAGCCGAAGAUGCACACGCUCAUCGACAACUACGAGCAGUUCAAGGACGUCUACGAUCCCAAGCUGCGGGCCAAGCGCAUCAAGCGGAUGCUGGGCAAAUACAAUGCCAUCACCACCGAGCAGCUGGAGGAGAUCCUCAAGAGCAACAAGACCAAGGAGCGAAAGAAGGAGGACUUCCUGAAGCGCAAGCAGGAACUUUACUACAACAUGCUGACCAAGCUGGAGCGCCAGUGCCGCACCCAGUACCUGAACGUGCUCAUCAAGAAGUUUGCCAAGUUCAUCGCCCAUCUGGCCACCACGAUGCGGAUUCCGCCGCAGCUGGUCGAUCCAUAUGCGCGCAUGCAGCGCGGAAUCUUCUGCAACAUCCUGCUGGCCAUCGGUGUGCAGCCCACCUCGCAGUCGGCCAUCUACUACACCAGCCAGGACGCCAUUGAGUACGAUGUGUGCCAUCGCCUGGCGCACGCUCUGCUCAGUCUGAUCAUCAAGGCCCUGGACUCGGCCGCCACACGGGAUCCCAACGAGCUGGUCAAGCCUGCGGACAUGGACUUCGAGAUGGACAACCACAUCAAGCGGCGGCUCAUGUGCGCCGCCGAGAAAAAGCUGAUGUACGAGCGCCGCCGCAAGAAGCCCCAGCCACAGGGCCUUGGAGCCUUCGAGAAGUGCACCCGCUAUGAUUGCGACUAGGAUUUCGUGUCUAGGACGGCUCAUCCAGUAUAUAUAUUUGUUAAUCUUCGGCUUCUCACUUAAAGUGUUUACACAGUCA
This is a messenger RNA of Drosophila suzukii, 1289 nucleotides long. RefSeq lists its product as uncharacterized. The record is from RefSeq and is a predicted model, not a curated record. NCBI's taxonomy places the organism in Eukaryota, Metazoa, Arthropoda, Insecta, Diptera, Drosophilidae.